CCUGCAUUUUGUUCUCUCGUCUCCCUAAGCCUACGCGGUCGCUCACUUUUUCUCUCUCUCUCGCCUCGCGUUCCCCCCGUGUGCGCUCUCCCUUCCUCUCUUGUGAGGAGUGAGGACGGCUGGGGCGACCGACGCCGCCGCCGCCGCCCUACGCCAGGUGCCGAGGUCGUUGUUGUGCCCUUCGCCAGCUCUUCUCCGGGCCCUUCGCCGGCGACGAGCACCCACCAGGAUCAGUGAUAUGAUCAAGUUUCUCUUGUUUUCAUCUUUCAGUUGCUGAUGCAAGGCUUUCAAAAGUUUGAAAGUCUCACUUGACGCAAAAGCAACACAAUCACUCUAAAGGUUUAGACAGUCAUUUCAGAGAAUGGGUUCACGGUUUCCAUCUCACCAGCUAAGCAAUGGCUUGUAUGUCUCGGGCCGCCCUGAGCAACCUAAAGAGAAGGCCCCAGUCAUUUGCUCCUCGGCUAUGCCUUACAUUGGUGGGGACAUAAAGAAAUCAGGAGAGCUUGGAAAGAUGUUUGAUCUCCACAGAAAGUCUGGUCAAUUGGGUAAUCAACCUUCAAGGAAUACUUCCUUUGGUGGUGCUGGCAACAACUCUGGACCAGUUUCUAAUGCUGUUGGUCGCUCCAACUACUCUGGUUCUAUUUCGUCUGCAGUUCCUGGUACUGGAGGAUCUUCUAGAACAAAAUCUAAUUCUGGACCUCUCAAUAAGCAUGGAGAACCAACAAAGAGGUCGUCUGGCCCCCAAUCUGGUGGUGUAACCCCAAUGGCCCGCCAGAACUCUGGCCCUCUGCCUCCUAUUCUUCCUACAACUGGGCUAAUCACAUCAGGUCCUAUCACCUCUGGUCAGUUGAAUUCAUCUGGUGCUCAACGGAAAGUAUCAGGCCCUCUUGAUUCUAGUGUAUCAAUGAAGAUGCGUGCCACCUCUUUUGCACACAACCCAGCUGUCACAAAUCUCAAUGUUGGAGGUGGUUACUCGAUUAAGGGCAGCAUUCCAACCACAAUAAUCUGGCUGGUCGGGUUGCUCUUUUUGGUUGGGUUCGUAGCUGGUGGCUUCAUUCUCGCUGCUAUUCAUAAUCCAAUCCUGCUUAUAGUCGUGGUGGUGAUAUUUGGUUUUGUUGCUGCACUGGUGACCUGGAACAUCUGCUGGGGAACAAAAGGUGUGAUUGGGUUUAUCAGUCGCUAUCCUGAUGCAGACCUUAGAACCGCAAAAGAUGGGGAGUAUGUGAAGGUUACUGGGGUUGUCACUUGUGGAAAUUUGCCCCUUGAGUCCUCAUUCCAACGGGUGCCGCGAUGUGUUUACACUUCUACUUGCUUGUAUGAGUAUAGGGGUUGGGAUUCGAAAGCUGCUAACACUACGCAUCGCCGAUUUACUUGGGGUCUCAGGUCAAUGGAGCGACAUGCAGUGGACUUCUACAUCUCUGAUUUCCAGUCUGGACUGCGGGCACUGGUAAGGACAGGAUCUGGUGCACGCGUAACCCCAUAUGUGGAUGAAUCUGUUGUUAUUGACAUAAACCCAGACAACAAGGAUAUGUCGCCUGAAUUCCUGAGGUGGCUCCGUGGAAGGAAUCUCUCGAGUGAUGAUCGGAUUAUGCGCCUUAAAGAAGGAUAUAUCAAGGAGGGCAGCACUGUGAGUGUGAUGGGUGUUGUUCAAAGGAAUGAGAACGUGCUGAUGAUCGUUCCUCCAGCUGAACCCAUCUCCACUGGCUGCCAAUGGGCCAAGUGCAUCCUCCCGGCCAGCCUCGAGGGCCUGGUCCUGAGAUGCGAAGACACAUCUGACCUGGAUGUGAUACCGGUCUAGCUAGAGGGGGAUUGGUUCUGGCGAUCCUCUGGUGUGCGGAGGAGAGGAAAAAGAUGCCUUGACUUUUGAUUUGGUUUCUGUGGGUUGUUAGGGUUGAAAGAAUGUGCAAAUGCAGGGUGUGAUUAUGGGCUAAGUACAAUAUCAGUGGUCGUUCAGUCAGUUACCCGGAGCUUGGUCGUAUAGUAUAUUAUAUGUAAUUUUCUCUUUCUCUUUUUUGGUUGAGCCAAGCCAUGGAUGGUGCUUGUAACAAGGAUGGCUUGAUGUCAGUACUACCUACCCUACCAUGGAGCCUGUUUGGAGAUUCAGUGGUUUCCAGUUCGUGUUAUUAUGUUCCUGUUUUUGUUGUAGGGUUCCAGCAAUGUCUUGAAACCUGCAAUUUCCUUUUGUACCCAAAUCUCCAUAGAAAUCGCUUACCUGCACAUGGCAGGUAUGUUUCCGAUGGUGAGAAAUCAAUCUAAAGUGUAAUUGAUUCC
Molecule: messenger RNA, 2271 nt
Organism: Sorghum bicolor (sorghum)
Lineage: Eukaryota; Viridiplantae; Streptophyta; Magnoliopsida; Poales; Poaceae
Exons: 5
Coding region: 362-1798 (478 amino acids)
Source: RefSeq, a predicted model, not a curated record